AUGCCUGAGAGUUUGUUUGGUAACUCCACCACGAGCUGGAAUGUAGCCAAGCUCGAGAACUUGCUUGAUUGCUUGGGCAAGAAACUCCAAUGCGUCAAUACUGCUUCUCUUUAUCUUGGGAUGUGGAUCUCUACAACAUCAAUUAUAUACACUUCGGAGCGCCUAAGCAAUGGUACUCCAUCUCAAGAGAGGAUAAACCCAAAGUUGAGCAAGUAA
Tuber aestivum (summer truffle) is the source of this 216-nucleotide messenger RNA. The record is from the annotation of a GenBank genome assembly. NCBI's taxonomy places the organism in Eukaryota, Fungi, Ascomycota, Pezizomycetes, Pezizales, Tuberaceae.